AUGCGAACAGCGGCGCCUGCGUACAGACAUUCAAGGGCCAUGACGGCUUGGGGAUUAAAAAUUUUCGUAACAUGUUAAUGGACUCUAUGCUAUACCGGGGUAUUCUAGCUAUUGGUCAUCAAGAAUUUACUAACAGCUAUAUUUAUGGUAUAAAUGGAGAUUGGAUUGUACGGGACGAUGAGAACCUGAUUUGGUUACCUCUUAACUAUAGGCCCUCGGCUUGGACUGUUUUAUUAGGAGCUUUUGCAAUUGGGUGCCCAUCGGGACGUGUCUGGAUAUGCAAACUCUUGCAGAAAAAAUAACUAAUUACCAUAUUUAUUGAACAAAAGUGUUCCGUAUUUUCCCUCCU
Pseudomassariella vexata is the source of this 349-nucleotide messenger RNA. RefSeq lists its product as uncharacterized. The record is from RefSeq and is a predicted model, not a curated record. Lineage: Eukaryota; Fungi; Ascomycota; Sordariomycetes; Amphisphaeriales; Pseudomassariaceae. The transcript has a single exon. Bases 72 to 302 code for a protein of 76 amino acids.